Messenger RNA from Quercus lobata, 4126 nucleotides. Its product is annotated as G-type lectin S-receptor-like serine/threonine-protein kinase At5g24080. Gene Ontology annotation, biological process: recognition of pollen; protein phosphorylation. The coding region runs from base 195 to 2768 and encodes 857 amino acids. The transcript is spliced from 5 exons. Gene Ontology annotation, molecular function: protein serine/threonine kinase activity; ATP binding. NCBI's taxonomy places the organism in Eukaryota, Viridiplantae, Streptophyta, Magnoliopsida, Fagales, Fagaceae. The record is from RefSeq and is a predicted model, not a curated record.
UUACCGACCAAUAUUUCAUGCAACCAUUUUCAAAGUUUAGCUCACCCACUACUCUAUAAUUAAGUGUUAUGAUUGUCCAUAACUCUCGGCUCCUUUUAAGUUUUAAUUCAUCCACUUUUUUGACAUUCAAAAGGACUAGCUAAACCUUUUUUUUACAUCAAUACCACUGGCCACUUUAGCUUAAGCUUGAUUCCAUGGCUUCUUCUUCUUGGAUUUUGCUCUGCUUAUGUCUAGCCAGUUUUGGCGCUUGCAUGGUUGCUAGUCACAUUAGUUUGGGUUCGAGACUGUUGGCUAGUGAGGACCAAACAUGGGUUUCGGAUAAUGGCACGUUUGCUUUUGGGUUCACCCCAGCGGAAGUACGUGAUCAGUUUGAACUGGCUAUUUGGUUUGCGGAGCUUCCUGGAGAUCGAACACUAGUGUGGUCAGCAAACAGAAACUUUCCAGUCACCAACAACGCAAUCUUGGAGCUCGACACCACCGGAAAUCUUGUCCUCAUUGAUGGCGACACCACUGUCUGGAUGUCCAACACUUCCGGUGCAAGUGUAGAAUAUGCAAUCAUGUCAGAGUCUGGCAACUUCAUCCUCUAUAGCACGCCCAACUACACUGUAUGGCAGAGUUUUUCACACCCAACUGACACUCUACUCCCAAAUCAACCUCUCACAGUCUCAUUAGGGCUAACAACAUCUAACUCAGCUUCACAAGGUGGCUAUUACACUCUCAAAAUGCUUCAACAACCCAAUUCACUAAUCCUCGCUUUAACAUACAAUUUGCCUAAAACUUAUAACAACUUGCCAGAAUCUUUCACCAAUUAUUCCUACUGGCAAGCACCUGAUAUAUCAAAUGUGACUGGGGAUGUUGUAGCAGUCUUAGAUAAUGCUGGAAGCUUUGGAAUUGUUUAUGGGGAAUUCUCGGAUGGUGCUGUGUAUGUGUACAAGAAUGAUAACGAUAUAGGUGGAUUGUCAGCAACCUCAAAUAUGACAACAAGGUCAGAAGUUCUUCGAAGAUUGUCACUCGAGACCAAUGGAAAUAUACGUUUGUAUAGAUGGGAUGAUGUAAAUGGCUUGCCCCAAUGGGUGCCAGAAUGGGCUGCAGUUUCGAAUCCAUGUGAUAUUGCUGGAAUUUGUGGCAAUGGUGUAUGUAAUUUGGAUAGAAGCGAGACCAAUGCUUCUUGUACAUGUUUACCGGGUACUUCUAUGGUAGAAGGUCGUAGUCAGUGCUUGGAAAACUCAUCGUUGAUUGGUAAAUGUGAUUCACAGCAUAAAUAUUCAACAUCCGAGUGGAUUUCAACGGUGCAGCAAACCAAUUACUAUUAUUCUUAUUUUUCUGUAAUAGCAAAUUAUAGUGAUAUUGCCACUGUGUCAAAGUGUGGGGAUGCUUGUUUAUCGGAUUGUGAGUGUGUUGCUUCUGUUUAUGGGCUUGAUGAUGGGACGCCUUAUUGUUGGGUGUUGAGGAGCUUGGACUUUGGUGGGUUUGAGGACGCUGACUCAACUCUCUUUGUGAAGGUUAGGUUUAAUGGUUCAAACACACCAGAAGGCAAUUCUGGGGGUUCUUCGGAAGGGUCCAAGAAUGCAAGAGAGAAGGUCUUGGUUAUUCCAAUUGUUCUCAGCAUGACAGUGCUCAUUGGGCUGCUUUGUUUGUUAUUAUACUAUAACAUUCAUAGAAGAAGAGCUUUAAAGAGAGCCUUGGAGAGCUCCUUGAUCUUAUCAGGUGCUCCAUUGAAUUUUAGCUACCGUGAGUUACAAACCCGGACAUGGAAUUUUAGCCAGUUGAUUGGAACAGGAGGAUUUGGGAAUGUAUAUAAGGGAAGCCUAGCAGAUGGGACUUUGGUUGCAGUGAAGAAACUAGAUAGGGUGUUGCCUCAUGGAGAGAAGGAAUUUAUAACUGAGGUGAACACUAUUGGCUCCAUGCAUCACAUGAACUUGGUUCGACUCUGUGGAUACUGCUCUGAGGGGUCACAACGGCUUCUAGUUUAUGAGUUCAUGAAAAAUGGGUCCUUGGACAAAUGGAUCUUUCCUUCAUAUAAUUGCAGAGACAGGCUACUAGAUUGGCCAACUCGCUUCCAUAUAGCUGUGGCUACUGCACAAGGAAUUGCAUAUUUCCAUGAGCAGUGCAGAAAUCGAAUAAUACAUUGUGACAUAAAGCCCGAAAAUAUUUUGUUAGAUGAGAAUUUCUGUCCUAAAGUAUCUGAUUUUGGACUAGCUAAGUUAAUGGGAAGAGAGCACUCACACGUCGUCACUAUGGUCAGAGGAACUAGAGGCUAUUUAGCUCCAGAGUGGGUUAGUAACCGCCCUAUAACUGUAAAGGCUGAUGUUUAUAGCUAUGGAAUGCUUCUUUUAGAGAUUAUUGGGGGAAGGAGAAAUCUUGACACAUCUAUAAAUGCUGAGGACUUCUUCUUCCCUGGAUGGGCUUUUAAGGAGAUGACCAAUGGGACACCAAUAAAAGUUGUAGAUAGGCGACUACAAGGGGCAGCAGAAGAAGAGGAACUCGUGCGAGCUCUGAAAGUUGCAUUCUGGUGCAUACAGGAUGAGGUAUUCACGAGACCUUCAAUGGGGGAUGUGGUGAAGAUGUUGGAAGGAUCAAUUGAUCACAUCAACAUGCCACCAAUGCCACAGACGGUUCUGGAGUUGAUUGAGGAAGGCCUAGAUCAAGUAUACAAAGCAAUGAACACAGAGUUCAAUCAGUUCAGCUCCUUCACGAUCAAUAGCACAAUCCAUAGCCAUCGUUCAUCUCAAGCUACAUGUAGCCAUUCCACAAUGUCACCUAGAUAGUAAAGGUAACACAAAACAGAUUUUUGUUCAGACCAUGAAACUGGUACCAUGGAUUGGCAAAUAGCUAAAAGCUCCUCAAUAUUGUGUUGUGCAUACAUCAAUUUGAUCAAAUAUUUGUAAACAUUUUUGUUGCACAGUUCAUGUAAAAAUGAGAUCAUAUAUAAACAAGUAGGCGACAGUUUAAAGUGAUUCUAUACUCUAUAUUUGUACUACAUCAAAUUAUAAAACCAAAGUACACAAGCAUCAGUUCAAUGACCAAUACAGCAAGGAAGUACAGGAAUUUAUUAGGAAGUAAUUUAGACAUGGAAGAGCUUAAGCCAGUUAGAUCAUCAAAAUACUUUGACCACAGCAUCACUCCUCCAUAUUUAGCCAAGUUCUUAAUGGCAGGAAGAACUUCCGAUGUGAGGUCAGCUGGUCCUGCUGGAAUGAAAGCCACUUCCAGAUGCCUGAGGUGCAGCAGGCAGUCCUUAAAAGAUGUAGUCCACUGCUUCCAAGCAUCUUCAAGUUUUAGCCAAAUUGCCUGGACUGUACUGACAUGGUGGGUUGUAAAAUUGAACCCAAACAUAAUCUUCCCAGUCAGUCAAGUACACCUUACCAUGCUUGCUAUAUUGUAAAAUAGUGGAACCUCAAAUUACCAAAAUUGAUUGUAAAAAUAUUCUAGGCUUGAGAAAAAUCUCCAAACAAGUAAUAUGAGCGAAGAAAAUGGAGGUGGAUGUAGAAUCGAACAACAAUGAGCAUUGUGGAAAUCCAAGAAGGACUUGCUAAAGUGAAUUUAACCAGGGAAACCAAGCUUCGAAUCAGAAAGCCUCGGUCAAAAGCUUUUAUCGUCAAGCUUUAUGGUAGGUCUGCGGCAUUCAACUAUCUACAGAAUAAGCUCAACCAACUCUGGAAGCCAACCGGUAGAUAAGACUGCAUAGACCUGGGAAAUGGGUUCUUCCUGGUACACUUCAAUACCAAAGAUGAUCUCGACGCUAUGCUUAAGAAAGGCCCAUGGUUUAUAGGGGACCACUUCCUUUCUAUCAGGCCAUGGGAGCCGUUCUUCAAGCCCUAAAUGACAAAUGUCUCUUUAAUCGUAGUUUGGGUUAGGCUUAAUGAGUUGCCCAUUGAACUGUACAAAGCGAGAGUCUUUAGACAGAUUAAGGAGUCCAUUGGGAGGGUGUUGAGGAUUGAUACUCACACAACUAUGGAAGCCCGAGGUAAGUACGCUAGACUCUGUAUUCAGAUUGAUAUCAAUAAGCCCCUAGUUAACACCAUCCUCAUUGGAAACUUUGAACAAGUGGUGAUUUACGAAGGUAUUUAGAAGCUUUGCUUCUCUUGUGGCCGAGUGGGGCAUCAAAAGGAAGCUUUCCCUUUCACCA